This is a messenger RNA of Anarrhichthys ocellatus (wolf-eel), 2562 nucleotides long. It is a transcript of the gene agtr2, whose product is annotated as angiotensin II receptor, type 2. Gene Ontology annotation, cellular component: external side of plasma membrane; membrane. Gene Ontology annotation, molecular function: C-C chemokine binding; C-C chemokine receptor activity. The transcript has 2 exons. Gene Ontology annotation, biological process: immune response; G protein-coupled receptor signaling pathway; positive regulation of cytosolic calcium ion concentration. Bases 281 to 1540 code for a protein of 419 amino acids. The record is from RefSeq and is a predicted model, not a curated record. NCBI's taxonomy places the organism in Eukaryota, Metazoa, Chordata, Actinopteri, Perciformes, Anarhichadidae.
CACACACACACACACACACACACACACACGCUCACGCUCACACACACACACGCAGACUCACACAAAUACAGAGGCAUGAUAUGGUCCGGAGUAGUCAGUUGUGCAGAUUUCUCUUCGAGGGGUCAGAGGAGCAAUUGUCAAGACAUGGACUUUAGCCAAAAGAAGCAUUGAAACCCGCCUGCCUGCUUAGACUGGAGGCUCAAUCCCUCACAGCUGACCUUGGGAAACUGAAAGGGGGGGAAGUGAAAUUGGGUGACGCAAGGGCACAACCAGUCACAUAAUGGCAGUCCCAAGUGACCUCUCGCUUUUCAACUCCACCUCCUCCCCCUAUUCAAUGACAGAGAAUACCUCUCUAGCCCCCUCUGCUCUCCACUGCCCAGACUGGCCUCCUGUGCCCAUGACCACAGUCAUCCCCGCCAUCUACAGCAUUAUCUGCGUGCUGGGAACCGUAGCCAACACCCUGGCAGUGUGGGUGUUGGCCCAUGCAAGUGCCUCGAGGAGAACUGUGGCUAACACUUUCAUGCUGAACCUGUGCGUGUCCGACCUGCUGUUCCUGCUGUCCCUCCCGCUGUGGGCCGUCUACUACUCCCAGGGCUACAGCUGGCCCUUUGGCCGGGUGGCCUGUAAAGUCUGCGGAGUGCUCCACAACCUCAACCUCUACGCGUCUAUCUUCUUCAUCACGUGCAUGAGCAUGGACCGAUACCUGGCCAUCGUGCGUCCGCUCCGCUCCCAGAGCGCACGAUACCCCAAGCGCGCCCGGCUCACGUGCAUCCUGGUGUGGGUGCUGGCAUGCGCUUGCUCGGCCCCCACCGUUUAUCUGAGGGACACUUACUACCUGGAGGAGCUUGGCGUGAAAGCCUGUGCGAUUUUAUAUCCCGAUCAUACCUGGUACCUGACCCUGGUCUGGAUGAAGAUUGCUCUGGCCUUCCUGCUGCCACUGUUUGUCACCUCUUGUUGUUACUCUGCUAUCGGUAGACACUUGCUGGCUGAUACAGGGUUGGUAAGAAUGCAGACUUCAUCACACCCCCCCAGCAUGCCCUCUUUUAAAUCACUGGAGUCAAAGGAGAGCUGCAGUAAACCAGAGAGACCUCCGACCCCCUGCGUGUGCCCCGGCUCCAGCGGGGGCAGGCCCCUGGAGGGCAGAGGGCUUGAGCGGGUGUUGUGGACAGUAGCUGCUGUGGUCCUGGCCUUCUUCAUCUGCUGGUUCCCCUUCCACUGCGUGACCUUCUUGGGAGUGCUGAAGAGCGGCGGCUGGGUGGACAGCUGCGGGGUAACCUGGACCAUCGACACCCUCACACCGCUGACCCUCUGCUUGGGAUUCUCAAACUCGGCCAUCAACCCGGUGCUCUACUGCUUCAUCGGCAACCAUUUUCGGGGCCGUCUCGGGGGACUCUGCAAGGGCCUGUGGGCUUGCCUGAAGGCCCACGGGGAAGAUAGCAGCCAGAAGAGGGGCUCCUUCAGCACCAGGCUGAGCUCCUUCUCUCGAAAACUUAGUGACCUGAAAGACCUGGCGAUUGUAGAGCCCUCCGGUCCUAACUAACCAGGCCACCUGGAGGGCAGGCUGUCCCCUUCCCUCCACUGGCUUCACACUCCAGAGUGACGCCAACGUCAUGUGACUGCUGAACUCCAUACUAAAGCAUGGCUGCGUGAGAUGGUGCUGUAACUAUGAUCAAAUUCCAGCAGAGCUUAACGCUUGCUCUACAAAGACAGAAAUAAAGUUAUUACAAAAUAUAAAGCUGAGAGGUUUAGAGUUUUGAGGCUGGUAGCCAAACGGCGUAAGAAACUGAAGUUGAACAUUUCAUGUCUUUAAUGCUGCUGUAUUCAGCCAAUACGUUGAAAAAACCUCACUGUACACAACCCGCUCAGCACCAAACAGACACACAGACACAGCUAGCGACUGGCUGGUGAACAUAGUGGAGCAUUUAAAAAAAAAAUGAAAGAAUCAAGUGUAAUGUAGGUUUAAAGUUGCAGGAAAGGAAAGCUGUAGGGAGUAAGUUACAGCUGCUCUGCUAAGCUAGGCUAAUGAUGUUGUAGCAGGACUAGUGCAGCUGCUGUUACUUUUUCUUUCGUUGUAAUUCUGCCUCAUUUAUAUGGCAUGAUAAACGUCAUCACAAAGAUGAUAGAUGUUUUACACGAGUAUGAAAGAGUUAAUUUAGCCUUUCAUAAGGCUAGCUGUGGCUAAUCUCAACAGCUAGCUUUAAUUCAAGCUCAGUUUUGUAGUUUUGCAAACUACGAUGUUUUCUCAGAAAUUAUACACUUCUGUGGCAUUCCAAUAUUUAAUAUGGUAUCUCCAUUUUGACUGAAUGUUGUAUUACUGUAUUUUGGCUUUGUAGGCCAAAACAUUAUGAAAUAGAAAUGUAUAAGGAUAAUUAUUAACAACAUGUCAUAACAAUGCUACAUUUACUGUUCCUUUUUGGGACCAAUGCAUUAUAUGUGUAAUCAUGAAACUUGUAACAUUUUAAUUGUAUUAUUCUGUAAAGACAGUUUAGGAAAAUGGAAAUGAAUGUAUUUCUUUGACUAUAAAUAAGAAAUAAAGUGAACUAUACUUCCUUAUUAAAAAUG